AUGGUAAAGGUUAAGGCUGACAUAGCCGACAAAUUUGUUAGAGGCCAUAAGAUGAAGUUUCAGGGUUUUAUUCGAGCUUUUAGGUUAAUUAUCCAAGUUGAUGCACUACGUUUUGUGGUGGAUAUAAGUAUGCAUGAGAGGGUGGAUCUACCAAAGACUAUAGAGAUGAGGUCAAGCUCAUGUCAGAAGAGGAAGGUUCAGCAACAGCCUAUAAUCGUACCACAGAGGAAUUUGAGGUCAGAUGACAUGCGAGAUUUUGGUGUAAUUUUAGGCAUGGAUUGGCUAUAUGCUAACCAUGCAAGCAUAAAUUGUUCUCGCAAGGAGUUGAAGAGUCGUAAGCAAAACUACCCUACACAUGAUUUAGAGUUGGCAACAGUAGUUUUUGCACUUAAGAUAUGGAGGCAUUAUUUAUACGGUGAGAAGAUUCAGAUCUUUACUAACCAUAAGAGCUUGAAAUACUUCUUCACUCACAAGGAGUUAAAUAUGAGGCACCGCAGAUGGCUUGAGUUGGUAAAGGACUAUGACUAUGAGAUUUUGUAUCACCUAGGUAAGGCGAAUGUGGUAGUUGAUACUCUUAGUAGAAAGGUAUCACAUUCUGCAGCACUCGUUACUAAUCAGGUUCCUUUACACAAAGUCCUUGAGAGAGCGGAGAUUGCAGUUUUAGUGGGAGAAGUCACCUCAAAAUUAGCUCAGUUGUCAGUGCAGCCUACCUUGAGACAACAAAUUACUGUUGUUCAGCAUAAUGAUCCUUAUUUGGUUAAGAAGUCCCGCCUAGUAGAAGUAGGGCAAACUAAAGAGUUCUCUAUGUCCUUUGAUGAUGAAAUAGUUUUUUAG
Molecule: messenger RNA, 834 nt
Organism: Cucumis sativus (cucumber)
Lineage: Eukaryota; Viridiplantae; Streptophyta; Magnoliopsida; Cucurbitales; Cucurbitaceae
Exons: 3
Coding region: 1-834 (277 amino acids)
Source: RefSeq, a predicted model, not a curated record